Molecule: messenger RNA, 1442 nt
Organism: Paramecium primaurelia
Lineage: Eukaryota; Ciliophora; Oligohymenophorea; Peniculida; Parameciidae
Source: the annotation of a GenBank genome assembly
AUGAUUAUUUUACUUCCUUAAAAAUACUCUCUAAACCUUAUUGGAGAUAUCCUCUCAAAUUAAGUUAUGAUUGAAUUCGAUGAAAUAUAAGUACAAUAAUCAAGAGAAUCCUUCUUAACAUUUAUCCAGAAUACUCAAUAAUAAAUAUAUGGUUUCAAUACUCUUCUUGGAUAGAAAAUGCCUUAACCUAUAAAGGAUCUCUAAAAUUAUGAAACCAAACAAUUAAAGCAAUUAUUAGAAUGCAAUUCUGUUGAUUAAUUGCAAUAAGAUCUUACUAAAAUUACUUUGUUUGUGCUUAUUAACAAUUUAAUUCUAAAUAGUGGAAUCAGUCUAAAUGUAUUAAGAUAACUCAAAGAACUCUUUAAUACUCAAACACCAUUACACUUACCAUCAUCUAAUUUUAAUACAUAAUAUUAUGAUGGAAGUGUAAACUGGGCCAUUUUAUAAUCACUAAAAAACUUAAGCGAAUAUGAUACCAUUAUCAUUAUAUUAACUAAAUCCCUCUCAUUUGCUACUCUCUUAUACAAUACACAUAGGAGUUUGAAGUGCAUUAAAAUGGCAUUCAUAACAACUUCUAUAUCUUUUGAGGCUACUAAUGGAGUCAUCUGUGCAUUUACUUAAUUAGUAAAUGAAGUCAAAUAGCAUUAAGGUUAAAUGGAAGUUGCCUAAGAAUUAUAUAAUCUAUUGACUGUAGAUGAUGAAGAAUCAGAUCUAAAUUUAAGUUUGAAGAGAAUCACUCAUAAUAUACUAUAAGAUGCUUAUUCAACAAGAUGCAUUCCUUAAGUAAUUGGAGCUGCAUUAGAUUAAAUUAAAUUCAUUAUUAAUAGGAUUGAAUCAUAAGAAAUAGGUUAAAGAGCUUAUGAAUUUGAAUUUAAUAACAAUUCAUAAAUAAUCAAAGAUAUCAUCUAUAAUGAAUAAAACAAUAAUGAAACUGAAUUGUUAUUAAUAGAUUAUUUAGCCAUUGCUGUUUCUGAGAUUGGAGCAAUCACCGAAGUAUUUAUUCUAUUUUAGUAUUUUAGAGAAGAAUUUAAAGAUUGAUGAAUCCAAAAUUGACAAAAUUAUAGGAAUAUUAUGAAGAAUAUUUAAGAGAUGAGUAAUCCUUAUUUGGCUAUCAAUAUCUAGCUAAUUAAGCAAGCAAUUUAAUAUAGAAAAAUAAGAAGUAUUGUCAUCCUGUAUCAUGUGAUUCUAUGCCUCAAACUACUCAUUUAGAGGAUAUUAAUAAUAAUUUUGAAGAUUCUAUAUUGAAAAUGUAACAUAUCACUAAUAAUACAAAUCAAAUAUUGGCUAUUGAUAUGUUUCUGAGUUCAAGAAUUAUAAAGAAAUUGGAAUCAAAGGAAGGUAAAUUAAUUCAUGAAAAAUUGAAUGUAAUAGUUUAGUAAGUGUUACCUAUAGAGAAUACAAUAUAAGUUGCAUAAUGGUUAGAAUAAUUUAUAUAAUUGUGA